CUCUAAUGGRCAAAACAGGAAGUGAGCAACAAACAACAGCAACGAGCUCAUUUGGCUAGACGAUUAGCCCCCGGACUAACAACUGGCGAUUUAUUUAACAUUACUGCUGUAGCUCUGUGAGGUGUGUUUAUUUUUAGUGUUCAGUUCGAGUAAUGUGGUUCAGGUGACCAGCACAGGACAGGUGCUGACCGCUGCGGGUCUGCACAGCUCAAGACACUUCACAGUUSUCCGGCACCAGCGAGCCGCACGCGCAGAACAGGAAUCAUGAAUUACACUCGGUUUCUGACAGCAGUGAGUAGAGCCAGGCAGCCCUCUGCAAUCAGGCUGCUGACUGAGCUGCAGCAGCGCUCGCCUCCCUCCCUGAUCUCUCURGCCGCCGGAGCCCCCAACCCGAACACCUUCCCCUUCCUGUCGGUGUCCAUCCAGGUGAAGAACGGCCAAACGGUGACCUUCGACGAGACGACGAUGAAACGGGCCCUGCAGUACUCUGCCUCAACCGGAAUCCCUGAGCUGCUGACAUGGAUGAAGAACCUGCAGAAGAGCCUCCACAACCCGCCGACAGCCAGUUACAGCCCAGAGAACGGUCAGAUGGACAUGUGUGUGACGACCGGGAGCCAGGAGGGGCUCUGCAAAAUGUUUGAGAUGCUGGUUAACCCAGGAGACAACGUUCUCCUGGAUGCUCCCACGUAUUCAGGCACGCUCGCAGCUCUCCAGCCUCUUGGGUGCAACAUAAUAAACAUCCCCAGUGAUCAGCAUGGCAUGAUCCCCGCCGCCCUGAAAGAGGUCCUGUCUCGCUGGGACCCAUCAGAGGUCCACAAGCCUGGCAGCACCGCUCCCAGGGUCCUCUACACCAUCCCGAACGGCGGAAACCCCACCGGGGCCUCCAUGACGGCCGAGAGGAAGAAGGCCGUGUACGAGCUGGCUCGGCUGUACGACAUGCUCAUCAUCGAGGACGACCCGUACUACUUCCUGCAGUUUGAGAAGCCGUGGGUUCCAACGUUCCUCUCACUGGAUGUUGAUGGAAGGAUCAUCAGGACAGACUCCUUCUCUAAGAUCCUGUCUUCAGGCUUGAGGAUAGGUUUUGUGACCGGUCCCAAACCGCUGGUGGACAGGAUCGUGCUGCACAUCCAGGCCUCCACGAUGCACACCAGCACCUUCACACAACUCAUGGUGUCUCAGCUGCUGCACAACUGGGGACCAGACGGUUUCCUCCAGCACAUAGACAGCGUGAUCGAGUUUUACAGGAAGCAGCGCGACGCCAUGGUUUGUUCUGCAGACAAGUGGCUCAAAGACGUGGCUGAGUGGCACGCGCCGACAGCAGGGAUGUUCCUGUGGAUGAAGCUGAGGGGCGUAGCCGACACCCAGCAGCUCAUUAUGGAGAAAGCUUUGGAGAAAGAGGUGUUGUUGGUUCCCGGAGGCGUCUUCAUGAUCAACAGCAGCGAGCCGUGUUCGUACGUCAGAGCGGCCUUUUCUCAGUCCACACCGGAGCAGAUCGAUGAGGCCUUCAGAAGACUCUCUCUGCUCAUCAAAGAAGCCGUGUGACCAAAGUUUUACCUUAACUCUUUAUGACAUGACACUACAUUUUAGCCAAAGAUGAACAAAGAGAACACAUUUUAAUAACAGUUAUUUGAAUGUACGAGUAAUUUUUAGGAAGUAUAGCAAAAGCAUACGAACAAAAAUCAUUGUUUUUCUGUUACAGCUCAGCCUUUUUACACAUCUUUAUCUCACAAAUGUGCAAAAAGAGUAAAGUCAAACUUCUAAAGCAUUUAGUCUUUUGUUAAGGUUAAUCUGGGAAUGUGGUACUUUUACCCAGAAAAACUGAACAGCAGUCAGAUGUUUACAGGUCUGGUGGAUGGAUUCAAACAUUCAAAAGUGUACCAUUAAAGACAAAAAAUAAUCUAUCUGCUGUACGGUGUAAUGAAAACACUCAGCCAUA
Messenger RNA from Austrofundulus limnaeus, 1936 nucleotides. It is a transcript of the gene aadat, whose product is annotated as aminoadipate aminotransferase. The transcript is spliced from 14 exons. Gene Ontology annotation, biological process: biosynthetic process. Gene Ontology annotation, molecular function: L-kynurenine:2-oxoglutarate transaminase activity; pyridoxal phosphate binding. Lineage: Eukaryota; Metazoa; Chordata; Actinopteri; Cyprinodontiformes; Rivulidae. The record is from RefSeq and is a predicted model, not a curated record. Bases 265 to 1542 code for a protein of 425 amino acids.